AUGGAUGACCUGACACGGCAGAAAUCCCUCCCUAGAUCUCCGCCGGGAGGUGUAUGUAGCACGCCACUGGGAGCAGACCUAGCUAUCCCUGGAGGCGCUGUUAUCCCUGGAGGCGCUGUUAUCCCUGGAGGCGCUGUUAUCCCUGGAGGCGCUGUUAUCCCCGGAGCGCAGACGGAGCGGACCGACGAGUCCCCAUUUCCGGUGUCCGCUGGAGAGCCAGCUCCGGAACGUUUGCGUGUCAAAGGCCCUAGUGUAGUAGGCGACUUAAAAACGAAUUUGGAUGACAUCAAAGCGUCCCUCGUUUCCUACUACAGCCGGCUAUACUCGGGAAGCUCCCCAUCCAUUGAGGAUCGCCUAGACGCCCUUUCGUUUCAGGGCCAUGGCUCUGAACCCACAUCCCGCUGGUUGCGCCGUCGACAAAUGGAUAAGAAGUACGAGGCCAUGGCAGAAGCAUGCAUGGACUCCGAGCGUGGCCCGUUCAGAGGCGGGAAAUCAACCGCGAGAUCACGACAAAAAUGCGAAGAACCCGCUGUCGGUCAGCGGGCGGCCACGACGAGAGGCGAGGUAUAUGACAUGCUGCGAGAUCUUCGCCUCAAAUGUGAGACGGCAUCUCUGAAGCUCAACACAAUUUCAGACGAUCUCUACCCGCAAAUUUCUAAUCCUAAUCUGCGGGAGUGGGAAUAUACGACGACUCCUCGGGCUCGGCGCCGACCACAAUUUGGCGAUCAGGUCGAACUUAGCCGCCACGUCACAAGUCUUUACCGCCAUCUGCAUACACAGGCAGAGAUAAAUCAAAGCCGGAUCAAUACCUUGCAGUCAAAAAUGAAGAUUUUGUACAUGCAGACAAAGGCAGAGAUGAUUAAGCAACAACAAGACCCAAGAGUGGGUCUGUGA
Neospora caninum is the source of this 894-nucleotide messenger RNA. RefSeq lists its product as hypothetical. The transcript has 3 exons. NCBI's taxonomy places the organism in Eukaryota, Apicomplexa, Conoidasida, Eucoccidiorida, Sarcocystidae. The record is from RefSeq and is a predicted model, not a curated record. The coding region runs from base 1 to 894 and encodes 297 amino acids.